Molecule: messenger RNA, 2030 nt
Organism: Neolamprologus brichardi
Lineage: Eukaryota; Metazoa; Chordata; Actinopteri; Cichliformes; Cichlidae
Gene: asb10
Product: ankyrin repeat and SOCS box containing 10
Biological process (GO): intracellular signal transduction
Cellular component (GO): cytoplasm
Molecular function (GO): protein binding
Source: RefSeq, a predicted model, not a curated record
AACUGUAUUAGUUGGAUAAUUAGGCAGGUUACAUGCAAUGCAGUCAUUGGCUCUCAUGCCACGGGUUCAAAGGGUCAAGCACAAUAUCACAUAACACCUCCCUGAAAUAGCCCUGUCUGCACAAACAACCUGCAUAAGUGGUGCUUCAGGAGAAACCUCACAACUAAUACAUUUUAAAAACAAACUAGUUCGCUGUAAUAUGGCUUACGUAGCACCUAGAGUGAAGUGGCGCAAACAAAAGAAAUACAGAGAAGAUGUGAUCGCCACAGCCAAGGCUACAGGUUGUAUCCUGCAGUUCUGGAACUCUUUGCUCGUGGGCGACGAGCUGACUAUCCUCGGUAUCGUGGAUGAUGAUGAGUAUGGCUACCUUAUUGAUGCAAUUUAUGACACCAGCAACUUGGAGGAGUGGAAGAACUUUAGAUUUAACUACAGAGGCCUGAGACUGUGGUCACUGACUUAUGAGCAGGAGCUGACGACACCGCUUCACAUCACAGCUGGUCGAGGCUUCGCGGACUGCCUGAGGCUCCUGCUGCAGCGCGGAGCAGAUGUUGACCUAGCACCUGGCGGCACCACUGCGCUGCACGAGGCUUGUGAAAACUGCCAACCAGAGUGUGCCAAACUCUUGCUGAUGCACGGUGCCAAUGCCAAUGCUGUCUCAGAGGACGGCCUUCUGCCUUUGCAUGUUUGUACAAGCGCGGAAUCCCUUGAAUGUGCCAAGUAUCUCCUUCAGUAUGGAGCUGCAAUCAACGGCUGCACUGUAGAUGAAUAUGACACUCCUCUCCAUGUGGCUGCCAGGAAUGGCCUCCCAGACCACACUGAGCUGUACCUGCGUCAUGGAGCUGCUGUGAACAAACAGAACUAUGAGGGUCUCACCUCCAUCAAUUCUGCUUGCUCACAGCCCCAGGAGGCACAGGAUCUCCGCAAUUAUUUCAAGGUGUGUCAGAUACUUAUAAACGCAGGGGCCAACAUCCACACUGAGGAACAGGACAAACGCACUCCUUUGCACAUGGCCUGUAAGAAUGCGAACCCAGACAUAGUGGAUCUGCUGCUGGAAAAUGGGGCCUGCGUUAACAACAUGGACUAUGGAGGUGAAGCUCCGAUGCACAACAUCCUGAAGGUGGUGGCCUACAAGAUUUCCCAUAGUCCUGAGAGGAUUGUCCGCUCUCUGCUCAACCACGGCUCCAUUCGGGUGUGGCCCGGUGCUCUUCCGAAGGUUUUGAUGCACUGCUCCAAAUCGCCACGCACUGUUGAGGUUCUCCUGAAUGCCUACAGUCACCUCAAAGUCACGGACACCUGGGUUGAGUCCGUGUCAGAAGAGGUGUUUAAGGAACACAAAGAAUUUUAUGAGUCAGUCUUCUCCCUGGAAAUGACUCCUCGCUCGUUGCAACACUUGGCUCGCUGCAGUCUCAGGAGAUUCCUGGAAGGCCGGGUACACAAAGUGGUCCCAAAGCUCGAUCUGCCCAAGUUCAUCAAGAACUAUCUUCUCCUGGAUUUCAGAGGAUACAUUCACUAAAAGUCCAAUCUGAGUGUGAAUAUUUGUACCAAAUAUCGAUGGUGAUAAAAGUCCAACAAUGUGAAUCAAUACACAGAUUUUUUAGGGUGCGUGCUGCCAUACAUAAGAUUUUUAGGAGCAAGACUCAGAGUCGUUUCCUGUCAUGUUUUGAUCCAUGUCUCAGCGCAGAAACACGUUUGAUGUUGCACCACAAGAGGGCGCUACAGACUAGAAUUAUUAAAUUAUGCAGUGGGGCUGCAGCUGUAUUGGUUUAUAUUUUCUUUACUUUUUUGAUCACUUUUUCUUUUCUUUUUUUCUUACUUUUACACUUUAAUUUAAAAAGGACGACUUGCUUUAAAUUGUAUGCAUAGUUAUUAUCAUAGGUCAGCGCUGGGAAGCAUGGUAAUUAUGUUUUGCACAUCGAGUAUUGCCAUCAAAAUAUUUGCAUUAAUCGUUUGAGCCACCGAGAUGCCUGUAAUUAUAUAUAUAUGAUUAAAACAGGCUUUAAAUGGAAAUAAAGAUUUCCACUACUGCUGCA